Molecule: messenger RNA, 2430 nt
Organism: Lasiosphaeria miniovina
Lineage: Eukaryota; Fungi; Ascomycota; Sordariomycetes; Sordariales; Lasiosphaeriaceae
Product: major facilitator superfamily domain-containing protein
Exons: 2
Coding region: 291-2030 (579 amino acids)
Biological process (GO): transmembrane transport
Cellular component (GO): plasma membrane
Molecular function (GO): transmembrane transporter activity
Source: RefSeq, a predicted model, not a curated record
UAAAAGGGAAGCCUCCCAUCAAAGGAAAGAGCUUCAAAAUAUGCACCAAGAUGCACGACUAUUUCCUCGCUGUAGACUGUUUUCCACAGAAGAAAAUCUUUUUUUUACACAAUUCCUUGGAGCCACCCUUGGGCCGAGUCUGAGCCCGACGAUAAACAUUGACCUUUGGCGUCCUGGGGUGCAAAUACCUUACACAAGAACCUUGCCGACACCCAAAAGGUAUCGUACACGUCUUGCCAUCCUCCAGGGUCGAGCACCAUACGCAUACGCAUCACCGCAAGUGGCCUGCCAUGGCUUCCGACGCGCUCGUCGACGGCCGCAAGCCAGCUGGCGGCCCUGGUGAGACGGUGGAUAAAUCGUCGUCGGCGGCCGAAGGCGUUCCUGCUGCCACCGCCGCCGCCGCCGACGUGGAAAAGCCCGAGGAGGAGGAAGAAUUUGAGCGCGGCUUCCGUUUCUGGACCAUAAUCAUCGGCCUAGGCAUUACUACACUACUGGCCUCGCUCGAGCACACGGUCGUCACGACGGCGGGCCCCUACAUCCUGCAGGACUUGGAGCUGAGGGAGAACUUUAUCUGGAUUUCCAAUGCCUUUUUUAUUUGCAGCACCGCCUUUACGCCCCUCUUUGGUCAGCUCUGCAACAUCUUCGGCCGGCGCUGGGUGUUCCUCGCCAUCGUUUCCAUCUUCACGUUGGGCAGCGGCAUCUGCGGCGGCGCGACGACGGGCGGCAUGUUGAUCGCCGGGCGGGCGGUGCAGGGCGUUGGGUCCGGGGGUAUCGUGCUGACGGUCAACAUCUUGGUCUCGGACCUCUGCCCGCUGCGCAAGCGCGGCCAGUACAUGGCUGUGAUCCUGGCCAUCUUUGGAAUCGGCAUGGCCAUCGGCCCCUUUGUCGGCGGAGCCGUCGCCGAGCACUCGACGUGGCGCUGGGUCUUUUAUGUCAACCUGCCCAUCGGCGGUGUGUCGCUCGUCACCAUGUUCUUGUUCCUGCACGUCUCGUACCACGACGACCGGCCCCUGGGCGAGAAGCUGCGGCGCAUUGAUCUCGUUGGCAAUCUUAUUCUCAUAGCCGGCACUGUGGCCAUCCUGUACUCGCUCACGUACGCCGGUACCAUCUACGCGUGGGACUCGUGGCACACGCUGGUGCCGCUGCUGCUGGGGUUCCUGGGAUUGGGCCUGUUCGCGGCGUUCGAGGCAAGUGGCAUCGCGCCUGAGCCCGUCAUGCCGGUGCGCCUUUUUGCCAACCGCACGUCCAUUGUCGUACUCAUCAACACAUUCCUCAACUCGGUCGUCUACUUUUGGUGCCUAUACUUCUUGCCCGUCUACUUUCAGUCGGUGGCCCUGUACUCGCCCGAGCGCGCGGGCUAUUCACUGCUCCCUCAAGCCGUUGCGGGCAUCCCGGGGGCCAUGAUCGCGGCCAUAUCGCUGUCGCGCUGGGGCAAGUUCAAGCCGAUCCACCUGAGCGGCUUCGCUCUGACGACACUGGGCCUGUGCCUGCUGUCAUUGCAGGACGCCGACACGUCCAUACCCGAGUGGGCCGUGUUCCAGAUUGUGAUCGCGCUGGGCAUCGGCAUGGUCAUCGACACGCUGCUGCCGGCCUUCCAGGCGCCCGUGUCCGAAGCCGACCAGGCGGCCGCCACUUCUACUUGGGGCUUUAUCCGCGCCUUCGGUGCCAUCUGGGGCGUCGCCAUCCCCGCCGUCGUCUUCAACAACCGCAUCGACGAAAUCCUGGAUUCCGUGUCCGACCCCAGGGCCCGCGGCCUCUUGGGUGGCGGCGGCGCCUUCCAGCAGGCCUCUGCCACGUUCGUCGAGCAGUUUCCGCCCAACGUGCAGACAGAGAUCCGCUCCCUGUAUGCGAAUGCCCUGCACCGCGUCUUCUGGAUUGGCGCUAUAUUUGCCGGGGUCGCCACUGCCCUCGUCCUCAUCGAGCGCGAGGUCCCGCUUAGGAAGCAGCUCGAGACGGAGUACGGGCUGAAGAAGGAUGUCGGCAAGGGUGCGCAGCCCGACGCCGAGAAAGGCAUCAACUCGGGCGACUGAGUUUGUUCAUGGGGUGUUGGCGCCAAUGAAGAACCAGUCUUACCGAGCUUGGAGGCUAAAUCAGGAGAUAGGGAUCAAUCGGCGUUGUCAUUGAGAACAUUUCCUCCACAACGUGCCUACCUUAAUUCCUAGUUGCAUGUAGAUAGAUGUUCGGUGUUCGCCACAUUGCCGGCUUGGCGCAUGCGAUUCCUGCUCGAAUUGUUCGUAGUCAGCUUGCCAGUUUUGGCGUUUCGGUUUGUGCGCCCCUGAGCUCUCCAGGGAUUUGUUCCCAGCCGAGCCCACAACAUGCAUCCUAUUAUUCUUAAUCCCGUUCAAUUACUACCUCGGUGAUUCAGCCGCAGACUCAGUGUUAGUAUUGUUGUUGGCAUUUUUCAUGUUUCAUUGAUCAUCAGUCGUUACC